Molecule: messenger RNA, 2907 nt
Organism: Astyanax mexicanus (Mexican tetra)
Lineage: Eukaryota; Metazoa; Chordata; Actinopteri; Characiformes; Acestrorhamphidae
Product: NLR family CARD domain-containing protein 3-like
Exons: 9
Source: RefSeq, a predicted model, not a curated record
GAUCAGGAUAAGAGAUCAGACUCACCUGAACCCAGCUGUGUCUCCAUGAAGAGUGACCAGUCAAUGGAAAAACCUUUACGCUUCAGUGAGGACAACAGAUCUACUGAUCUCAGUGAGAUUCAGAGAGAGAGGACAGACCCUCCUGAACCCAGCUGUGUCUCCAUGAAGAGUGACGGGUCAAUGCAUCUUCCAAGAAACUUCAGAAAGGAAGACUGUUCUCCUGAACUGACAGUCCAGAAGGAGACUCCAGAAAUCAGCAGGAGAAAUAUGGACUUCAUAUUAAAGGAACUGGAGCACAAAGUCAUCUCUCUGGUAAAGAAUCAGCUGAAAAGGUUUGUGAAGAUGCUGAAGAAUCUGGAUUACCCAGCAUGCUCUGGGAGAGAGGAGGAGGAUGAGGAGGAUCAGAGUGGUGUCAGAGAGGGAGCGCUGAAGAUCACACUGCACGUCCUGAGAAACAUGAACCAGACAGACCUCGCUAACAAACUGCAGACCAAACUGGCUCCGUCCUGUCAUCGAAAGCUGAAAUCUACUCUAAAGGAGAAAUUUCAGAAAAUUAAUGAAGGAAUCUCAGAUCCUGGAACCUCAGUCCUUCUGAAUGAGAUCUACACAGAGCUGUACAUCACAGAGGGAGGGAGUGGAGAGGUCAAUAAUGAACAUGAGGUCAGACAGAUUGAAGCAGCAUCCAGGAGACCAGCAACACAGGAGACACCCAUCAAAUGUAACGACCUCUUUAAAGACCAGUCCAUCAGAACUGUGCUGACUAAAGGAGUUGCUGGAAUUGGAAAAACAGUCUCUGUGCAGAAGUUCAUUCUGGACUGGACUGAAGGAAAAGCCAAUCAGGAUGUUCUCUUCAUAUUUCCACUUCCUUUUAGAGAACUGAAUCUGAUGAAGACUGAAAAACUCUGUCUGGAGGAUCUUCUUUAUCAGUUUUUUAAAGAAACAAAAGAAAUAAAAACAAGAGAUUAUUAUUGUUACGACAUCAUAUUCAUCUUUGAUGGUCUGGAUGAAUGUCGACUUCCUCUAGAUUUCCAGAACAAUAAGAGAGUAUCUGAUGUAACACAGUCAGCCUCAGUGGAUGUGCUGCUGACAAACCUCAUCCAGGGGAACCUGCUUCCCUCUGCUCUCCUAUGGAUAACUACUCGACCAGCAGCAGCCAAUCAGAUCCCUCCUGACUGUAUUGAUCAGGUAACAGAGGUACGAGGGUUCAGUGACCCUCAGAAAGAGGAAUACUUCAGGAAAAGGAUCAGAGAUCAGAGCCUUGCUGAAAGAAUCAUUACACACAUGAAGUCCUCCAGAAGCCUCUACAUCAUGUGCCACAUCCCAGUCUUCUGCUGGAUCUCAGCCACUGUUCUAGAGAGGAUGUUGGGUGAAGCAGAGGGAGGAGAGAUCCCCAAGACUCUGACUCAAAUGUUCACACACUUCCUUAUCUUUCAGAUCAAACACCGCAGCCAGAAGUACCAAAGAGAAAGUGAUGUUGAUCUUGACCAGACUAGAGAGAUUAUUCUGGCUCUGGGAAAACUGGCUUUCCAACAGCUGGAGAAAGGAAACCUGAUCUUCUAUGAGGAAGAUCUGAGAGAGUGUAGCAUUGAUGUCAGAGAAGUGUCCGUGUACUCAGGAGUGUGCACCCAGAUCUUCAGACAGGAGUCUGAACUUCACCUGGGGAAGGUUUUCAGCUUUGUGCAUCUGAGUGUUCAGGAGUUUCUGGCCGCUUUAUAUGCGUUUCUGUCCUUCAUCUCCAAAAACAGAAAUGUUCUACAACAGAAACACAGUGGAGUAUUUGGUUUCUCCAAAAAAGGAACAAUGUCUGAUUUCCUGAAGAGAGCCGUGGAGAAGGCCUUACAGAGUGAGAACGGACACCUGGACCUUUUCCUCCGAUUCCUUCUGGGUCUCUCACUGGAGUCCAAUCAGACUCUCUUACGAGGUCUUCUGAUACAGACAGAGAACAUCUCUCACAGUAAAGAGGAAGUAGUGGAGUACAUCAAGCAGAAGAUCAGGGAGAAUCCCUCUCCAGAGAAAACUAUCAGUCUGUUCCACUGUCUGAAUGAACUGAAUGAUCAUUCUCUAGUGCAGGAAGUCCAGAAAUACCUGAACAGAGGAGGUUCCAGUGGUUUCAGUGGAGUUACUCUCUCUCCUGAUCAGUGGUCAGCUGUGGCGUUUGUGAUGCUGAAUUCAGAAGAGGAGCUGGAUGAGUUUAACUUGAAGAAAUUUCAUGAAUCAGAAGAAUGUCUUCUGAGGCUGCUGCCAGUGGUGAAAGUAUCCCGAAAGAUUGUGCUGUAUGACUGCAGUAUUACAGAGAAAUGCUAUGCUGCUCUGUUUUCAGCUCUGAAAUCAAGCCCCUCCAACUUGAGAGAACUGAAUCUGACCUACAGUAAACCAAGAGAUUCAGGAGUGAAGCUGCUCACUGAAAUACUGAUGGAUCCACUUUGUAAACUGGAGAAACUACAGCUGAAAUUCUGCAGUAUUACAGAGAAACACUGUGCUGAUCUGGUUUCAGCUCUGAAAUCAAACCCCUCAGAACUACGAGAGCUGAAUUUGAGCUACAAUAAACCAGGAGUGAAGUUUAUCUGUGGUUUACUGGAAGAUCCACGCUGUAAACUGGAGAAACUACAGCUGGAAUUCUGCAGUAUUACAGGAGAAGACUGUGCUGCUCUGGUUUCAGCUCUGAAAUCAAAGCCCUCCCACCUGAGAGAGCUGAAUCUGAACUACAAUAAACCAGGAGAGUCAGGAGUGAAGCUGCUCUCUGAUCUACUGAAGGAUCCUCACUAUAAACUGGAGAAACUACAGAUCCGUGACUCUUCACAAUUACGUGAACUAAAUUUAAAUGAGAAAGGGAUAGGAGAUUCAGGAGUGAAGCUGCUCUCUGAUCUACUGGAGGAUCCUCACUGUAACCUGGAGAAACUAGAGUGA